AUGUCCAAUUUCUUCGAAAAAGGAUUAUCAAUAAUUUGCUGCGCCACAAACUCGACAAAGCCAUGGGCAGAGGGUGAAGCGGAUGGCGACGAGAAGUAUAUGAACCUGCAGGGUCCAGGUGUUCGGAAUUUAACAGGAUCUGUUAACGACAAACGUAUCUGUGUCCCUCAAAAGAUUGAUCCUAAAACAUUUUUUGCAAACGAGCGAACGUUUCUCAAGUGGCUAUCUAUUUCUGUUAUGAUUGGCCUGAUGUCUUUGACACUGUUGAACUUUGGUGACACGUCGAGUACUGCCCCAGAAUUAGCUGGUUUGGUUUUAUUACCUGUAUCUAUUAUCUUUAUGGCAUACUCUUUGUUUAUUUUCAGGGAUCGUGCCAAUAAGAUAUAUAUGCGAGAACCAAUGCGAUACGACGAUACUCGUGGUCCUACAUUGCUUGUACUUGUUCUUGGAGCUGCUUUGCUAACUGCAACUAUAUUUUCGGUUCAGCGACACUACUACAAAGCCAUGACACCAACAAUUCAUGGCGGAGCAAUUUUCUCAUAA
Messenger RNA from Trypanosoma cruzi, 543 nucleotides. RefSeq names its product vacuolar transporter chaperone, putative. The coding region runs from base 1 to 543 and encodes 180 amino acids. The record is from RefSeq and is a predicted model, not a curated record. The transcript has a single exon. NCBI's taxonomy places the organism in Eukaryota, Euglenozoa, Kinetoplastea, Trypanosomatida, Trypanosomatidae.